Messenger RNA from Monascus purpureus, 759 nucleotides. NCBI's taxonomy places the organism in Eukaryota, Fungi, Ascomycota, Eurotiomycetes, Eurotiales, Aspergillaceae. The record is from the annotation of a GenBank genome assembly.
AUGGCGAAGGCCCGUUCCCCCCGCCAGAUUCUUUCCACCCUCUUCUCCUCUCUGGCCCGCGACACUCCCCAGUGGAUCCUCACGAGAACCCUCAAGAGUGACAAUCCGAUGGACAUCAAUGGCGUCUUGCGGGGCACGGCAACCUUCACGCCUCUUCGGGAUGGAGAGUCGGAUACAGAUUUAGGUGAAUCUCAAGGUAGUGAAAUUGAACUGGUCUACCGGGAAGAAGGCGAAAUACCUGCGUCGGCUGACUCUGGCGUGUCUUCACCCAUGUCCGGUCUACGCUGGACGAAAAAGUAUAUCUGGCGCCUAGAUGAACAGGGGAGUCAGAUGAGUGUUUGGUUUGCCAAGGUCGGACAGCAAAAGGAUGAAGCGGAUUACCUCUUUCAUAAAUUCAAAUUCAAAUUCAAAUCUGAUGACCAAGACAAUGUUCCGGGAAGGCAAGACAGCGAUUCGCGUCUGGAUGAUGCACAUCCUAUUGAAAAUGGAGAUGAUUAUAUCUCACCGGUUACUCCGCCCUUGCCUCUAUCCAUGUCUCCCUCUGUAGCCGCCGAGGAUGCAGGCAAGGGUUGUGAUACAACAGAUACAACCGUCCUCAUUGCCUAUGGAGACCAUCUCUGCGUCAAAGACAUGUAUUACACGGCGUAUGCCUUUCGAAUUCGCUCGACUGGUGAAGUGGUGAGCUGGUCCAGUCGGCAUAUUGUUAAGGGCCCAAGGAAGAACCAGGAUAUUGUCAAUCUUUAUGAGAGAGGGGGUUGA